CACGGUUCCAUGUUUAGCCUUUUGAGGCUUGGAAAGACCCUAAAGGUUUUGGCUUAAUGGACUUACCAACGAAACAAGUAACAUACACACUCUCUUUCCUUAAAUGGAUGACGUCUCUCCAAAAGGGAUGAGGUUCUGUCGUUCUGUCGCUUGAGCUCGCUCCACUUCACUCUUCAGCGAUGCGUUCCGACCGGGCCGAUCCGACUGCCAUCUCUACCGCCAUGGGCUGCGGUGCCGGUGCACUUCAGUCUCGUUGCCAGAACCCAGCCUGUGCGUAUUUGCUUCAAGAACCACUAUGUGAUCAAGCUGCAACCUCCUUUUGUUGCGCAACCUGCCAAAAAUUGCAUGACAACAGUCUUGUUUGGGAUGUGCCGACUGACAUCAACACAAGAAACAUCUCCGAGGACAUCAAGAGCCAUGUGAUGUCGCCAGCGCUUCCAUGGCCAUUAGCCAGGAUGCAUCUCCGAGGAUUUUGGCAGGAUAAGGGCGAAUUGGAGCGGAAGAGCUUUUUGUACAUCGCUUUGGUGCGGAAUGGGAAGGAGUUGCAUUGUCGAAAGAUCAGUGGGAAAGAACCUGCACCACGUGUGGCCAGUCACUUCGAGUUCUGCUUGGAUCGCGGAAGCGUCUGGGUACAAGAUGCCAAACCCGGAGACUGCUUUGAGAUGAAAUAUCAGGUCGGCAAGAGGUGUCGAUUGAUGGCCAGUGGUAUGAGCAUUGUGCUGGUACCAAGGGAACUUGAAUCUUGUGAGCAUGAAGGGCAGUGCCAACAAAUCACAGCCAAAGCUCUCACGACUGGUCGCUGCAAAAACCCUAUGUGCUCCUAUGUUGCCGAGAGACGAGGCUAUUGUUGCAAGGCCUGCGAGCAAUAUCGAGCUACGAGUACUUCCAGGAGGCUCAAGAACAUCCGUCACCACUGGCACGGUGAGGUCACAGAUCAGCCUCAAAGCAUUGGAACUUGCCCGCUCAAGUCUUCCAUCCAAAUGCUUCGCUUUCAUUGCUGGUGGCGUUCUGAACAUGUAGACAGCAAGCUGAAGCUGUGCCUCUUGCGCAACAAGUCGCAGAUCCAGUGCUUGUCCCUGACCGAUGAAGCUCCAGCAGAGUGGCAGCUCUUCCAAAAGGUCUUGAAAGACCAUCCACUUAUACAGGAAGCCGAAGAAGGUGAUGAGCUUCAAGUUCAGUAUCAAGCAGCAGGGAAGAUGGAUGUGGUCAAUACUUGUAUCACGAGUUUCUCUUCUGAAUUUGCUCAUGAGUCUAGUUGCUCACGUUGCCCUGCUCCAAGUCGGAGGGCAGCCAGUGGCGUAUCAUUGUGAAGACGAUGACGGUGUUGACGAUCCAAAUCAAUUGCUUGUUUGACACAAGGUGUGCCUUCCACAUAUGUUGAGGUCCUUUGGACUAGUUUGUUGCAUGAGUGUCCAAUACAAUUCAGGUCAAAUAAAUGGAUUGACCAUUUGGGACAAUCGCGAAUUUGUUGACCUUGUCAAAGGUCACUAGAACUAGACCUUGUUUUGCUCCGGUGGCCCUAGGCCUUGAGCCAAAUGUCGGUGAAUUCGUUUGAACUUUCGGGCGGUUUGGUCCCGUUUGUGGCCGUGUGGACUUGCUGUGUUGACUCCGAAGUGCCCGAAAGGCCGAUUGAUGUGAGGCUGUCGAGUCAACAUGGUAGAUCCAUUUUGCCACACAAAGUGCCAAGUUGAUGGAAAAGGGGG
Molecule: messenger RNA, 1703 nt
Organism: Durusdinium trenchii
Lineage: Eukaryota; Dinophyceae; Suessiales; Symbiodiniaceae
Source: the annotation of a GenBank genome assembly